Molecule: messenger RNA, 3056 nt
Organism: Lytechinus variegatus (green sea urchin)
Lineage: Eukaryota; Metazoa; Echinodermata; Echinoidea; Temnopleuroida; Toxopneustidae
Product: deleted in malignant brain tumors 1 protein-like
Exons: 8
Coding region: 155-2722 (855 amino acids)
Cellular component (GO): membrane
Source: RefSeq, a predicted model, not a curated record
AAUAUCCCGUGUAAAUAUAUCGUCGUGCGUAUUGUGAUUGUCUUGAUGAUUUAUUGUACACCAAACCCGAAUACAAAAAGCACCUUCACGUCAGGUAUAUACACGCAAUAAUAUAGACCAGACUCUCUUUGGAAGUGACACUUUGAAGUGGAGUAUGGAUGAAGAUGUGUUAAGGAAACUCUCAACCAUUAUUACUGUCUUUUUCUUCGCCUCAUCUUCUAAACUAUUUGGAACAGUUGCAGUUCUUGCUCAGGGGGAAUACGAGGGGGGCAUACGACUUGUAGACGGUACGUCAGCUUAUGAGGGGCGAAUAGAGAUCUAUCAUUCCGGAGAAUGGGGCACAAUUUGUGAUGAUUCUUGGGAUACCAACGAUGGUGAAGUGGCCUGUCGACAAUUAGGCUACUCUGGAGUCGACCAGGCAUUCCAAGGAGGUCAGUUUGGGGAAGGGUCUGGAACGAUCUGGCUGGAUGACUUGCGGUGCAGUGGUUCGGAAAAGGAACUGUCUGCUUGUUCUAGCAGUGGAUGGGGAGUUCAUAACUGCGGACAUUCGGAAGAUGCAGGACUCAGGUGCUCUUCUAUCUCCUUAGGAACCGAGCUGAGACUAGUAGGCGGUUCUUUGUCGAAUGAGGGGCGUGUUGAGAUCUACUACUCAGGAGAGUGGGGUACUAUAUGUGAUGAUUAUUGGGAUAUUAACGAUGGUGCAGUUGCCUGUCGACAAUUAGGCUAUUCUGGAGUUGACCAGGUAUACCAAGGAGGUCAGUUUGGGGAAGGGUCUGGAACUAUCUGGCUGGAUGAUUUGCAAUGCAGUGGUUCGGAAGAUGAACUGUCUGCUUGUUCUAGCAAAGGAUGGGGAGUUCAUAACUGCGGACAUUCGGAAGAUGCAGGACUCAGGUGCUCUUCUAUCUCAGGAACCGAGCUGAGACUUGUAGGCGGUUCUACGUCGAAUGAGGGGCGUGUUGAGAUCUACUACUCAGGAGAGUGGGGUACUAUAUGUGAUGAUUUAUGGGAUAUCAACGAUGGUGUAGUUGCCUGUCGACAAUUAGGCUAUUCUGGAGUCGACCAGGUAUUCCAAGGAGGUCAGUUUGGGGAAGGUUCUGGAACUAUUUGGCUGGAUGAUUUGCAAUGCUCUGGUUUGGAAGAAGAACUGUCUGCUUGUUCUAGCAAUGGAUGGGGUGUUCAUAACUGCGGACAUUCAGAAGAUGCAGGACUCAGGUGCUCUUCUAUCUCAUUAGAAACCGAGCUGAGACUUGUAGGCGGUUCUACGUCGAAUGAGGGGCGUGUUGAGAUCUACUACUCAGGAGAGUGGGGUACUAUAUGUGAUGAUUCAUGGGAUAUUAACGAUGGUGAAGUUGCCUGUCGACAAUUAGGCUAUUCUGGAGUCGACCAGGUAUUCCAAGGAGGUCAGUUUGGGGAAGGGUCUGGAACUAUCUGGCUGGAUGAUUUGCGAUGCAGUGGCUCGGAAGAUGAACUGUCUGCUUGUUCUAGCAAUGGAUGGGGAGUUCAUAACUGCGGACAUUCGGAAGAUGCAGGAGUCAGGUGCUCUUCUAAUUCAUCAGAAUCCGAGCUGAGACUAGUCAGCGGCUCUUCGUCGAAUGAGGGGCGUGUUGAGAUCUACUACUCAGGAGAGUGGGGUACUAUAUGUGAUGAUUCAUGGGAUACUUACGAUGGUGCAGUGGUCUGUCGACAGUUGGGCUAUCCUGGAGUCGAGGAAGUAUUCUCCGAAGCCUACUUUGGGGAAGGAGUUGGAAGGAUUUGGAUUGAUAACAUGGAGUGUAGUGGCAGUGAGCUGACACUCCAACAAUGCCCGAGUAACACCUGGGGGAACCACAACUGUGGCCAUUCAGAGGAUGCGGGUGUACGCUGUGCGGUAUCUGCUUCCACGGAAGGGGCAGUGCGUUUGGUGGACGGUCCGAACGACGCAGAGGGACGCUUGGAGAUCUUUCACGAUGGCCAAUGGGGUACUGUCUGUGACGACACAUGGGACUUGGAAGAGAGUCGGGUGGUCUGCCAACAACUUGGAUUCAAAGGUGAGGGGUAUUUCACCACCAGCAUUAGGGGCUACCAAGAGGCCACAGGAUCAAUCUGGUUGGACAGCGUACAGUGUAAUGGGGACGAGGGUCAGCUCAGCUAUUGCACCCAUGAUGGUUGGGGAGUACACGACUGCGGACAUUCAGAAGAUGUUGGCGUAGAGUGUCACGGCCUAUCGAGUAGUGGUCUUUCUGGUUGGGAAAUAUUUGGAAUCGUUGCUGGAUGCUUGACAGGGGUGUUCUUUUUCUACCAUUGCUGUCUUAAAAAGGGGAAGAACGAAUCAUCCCCAUCAGUACCCACCCAAAGAACAGAAAUUACACUAGAUGUUACCGGUGGAGAUAGAACUCAGGAAUCGGGCGAUUCUCCUCCAGAGGAUACCGGGGAGUUAGCUUUAACUCAUUUGGGUGAUCCAAACUCGAGCUUACCGGACGUUCCGCCACCAGCUUACGAAGACAUCGGAAAAUUUUCGACCUUGCAAAUGCCGGAUUCGGAAGCGUUGUACCCUCCGCCAUCCUCUACAGGCUCAUUUGUACCUCCUAGUCAACCUUAUAACUCAGCAUAUCCCUACCCACCGCCGCCCCCAUCCGUAUCAUACCCUCCACCACCUCCACCAGAAAUCUCAGAUGGUUCUGUUGCAUAUCUUUAUUCGCCGCAGGUUCCAUCAUCAGCAACUUCUUUACCUCCAGCUAGUUAGUCUAGGCAGUACUAAAUUCUUCUUUGAUUUCAGCCACCGCACACGUUACGACAAGUCUAUUUACGGAAGGAUCAGCGCAUUGCUAUUUUUAUAUUAACAAUAGUAUAUGUUUAUAAUAAUGAUAUGAUUUGAUGUUCAGAGUUACUAUUAGAAUACUGAUAUCAAAAUAAUUAUGAUCAAUAAGCCACUAAUUACCCCAGAGUGAUAGCCAAAUUGGAUUGAAACUGUAUACAUUUUGUAUGACUGUUAUUACUUCAUUACGACUACCAUAAAAAUUCUGUAGGCCUACAGAGUAUGUUCCAUGUUUUAAUAUUUACAUCAAACAUUAAUUUUU